Molecule: messenger RNA, 2532 nt
Organism: Boeremia exigua
Lineage: Eukaryota; Fungi; Ascomycota; Dothideomycetes; Pleosporales; Didymellaceae
Exons: 2
Coding region: 290-2275 (661 amino acids)
Source: RefSeq, a predicted model, not a curated record
AUAUAUUCAGACAAGAAUAUAUCUCCUUCGCAAUGAAGGCUUGGAAGAAAGCUAUCGUUGCGGCCCCAUAUCAUCUAAUGCCUAGCAUGAUUGAAGAGCAAGCUUGUUACCUGCCCUGCCAAUUUAUAGCUGCAUCUCUUCAGCUGAUAAUGAGUUGCAUGGAUCUAGUGGUCUCAGCCUCGUACAACGACACUGCUUAUCAUCUUGUCAGCCCCAUCCGGCGAGCUUCUUCCAUCUCAUAUUCGAACAAGUCAUACAGUCGAAGCUCACCGAUUGAUGUUCAUUACUAAUGGCUAGUAGCACCCACACUAUCGACAUACCACUACUUGAGGGCGGUAAGGCACACAAGGCUAUAGACGCUUGGCCAUCGACACCAAAUUCUAUCCGAAAAUCAUGGUACAAUGUUGCAUGGGGUGCAUUUUUCGAUGUCUCCCUCCUCGCUGGCGCACUGGCGUUCCUUGCUUUUGCAUCUCUGGUCAGUCGCUACGAUCAGGUCUCAACACAGGCAUAUCCACACGCAACGGAACGCCUUCAGAGCGCGGCAAAAUAUGGCCCUACCGUAUUUCCCAUCCUGUUUGCCACAAUACUUGGGCGCGCGACACAUGCCAUUCUGCUCUGGCGCCUUGAGAAGGGGGAACGCAUGGGCAUUCUAGACACGCUAGCCUCAAGCACUUCACUUACUGCUACUGUUGUCUCUCAGUUCCAGCUACGCUCGCUAAGUGUCUUUGGCACAGCUUUGAUCACUGUGUGGGCUUUGUCACCUGUAGGAGGUCAAGCUUCACUUCGACAGCUGAGCCUCGGCGUCCAUAACCAGACUCUACCGGCCAGUUUCCAAUACAUGGUGCACAAUGGCUAUGGUACAGCCUGGCAACACUCCGAUCGAGCACAGCCUGUAGGGUAUCUAAACACGCUUUUCAAUGGCGCUAUCAUCGCCCCGGCCGCAACCCAAGCUUCUCCACGAGAUUCAUGGGGUAACGUUAAGAUACCUAGGAUUGAAUAUUUCGAGAAACGAAACGCACACGGUUUUCAUCCAGACGAUGAAGGAUGGUAUGAUACUAAUGAGGCUCUGAUUGGAGACUCCGGUGUCUACACAUCACUGAUCGGCAUUCCAUUUACCAACAUUUCAGAGUCGGGCCUGACCGUCAUGGACCCUGUGGGCACAAUGAACUAUACCACUAGUAUCCACACACCGUAUUUGGAUGUCAGCUGCUCUUUGAAUUCCUCAAUAAGUUUUGCAUGGCUGCAAACUCAUCCACCAUAUUCCACAACGUGGCAAAACUUCAGCGGUACCGGCGCAGGGAUAUGGACGAACUCAAGAAGUCGCAUGUCCAAGAAUUUGACGGAGAUUGGCACCUUCAAAUUCAGCUACAUCACCGCUACCUACAAGGAUGAUGAUUACAGACUUGAUUGCAAUAUUACCAACUCGUACGUUGAGACCGCGGUUGUGUGCCCAAGCAUGCGCGAAUGCAGAGCUGGCAAAGUGCGACGAUCUCAACUCAAUCAUUUCCCAGAGCAAUGGACAAUGCUGGACACAUUCUGGUUCAACGCCUACAUGAUUUUCGAUGACCUUCUCAAAAGCUCAAGCGGCGAUCACAUGGCUCCCACGAUGGUCGAUCGGUACCUUUCCAGCCCAGAUCUAGCGGUCACCGAUGCCUCGAUGUACAACGUUAGCAGCACAACCGAAACCAACUAUUCUAUCCGGUUGGGCCAACUACUGAAUGCCUACUUUACUGGCAUGAAUGGUCUGUACGCCAUAACUGGAGGCCUGACCAACAGUACUGCGUAUUUUUGGGAUAAUGAACAGUCUUUCAAGCCCAAUUUUACCAGCUCGUCCAACUAUACAGACUAUCCCUAUCAUUACAACUACACUGGGUCGAACAAAAAGGCACGAGUCUGGACUACCCAGGGUACAAAAACCUUCAGCUCAGAGAUCUUAGUAGCAAACAAAGCCUGGGUAGCCACGUUGGCCGUGGCCUCUGUUGUGCUCAUCCUUGCUAGCUUGGUCUCACCCAUCGCGCAUGUCUUCUUGAUUCGCGGACCAGAAGUCAUGAUGAACAUCUCUAGCCUGACGACGCGUGAUAACCCGCAUAUUUCUCUGCCAGACAGUGGGACGUUUUUAGAUGCGUCAGACCGUGCAAAGUUGCUUAAAGAGAUGAGAGUCAAGUUCGGAGACGUUGCAGGGAUGGCGGAUACGGGAUAUCUGGUUAUUGGAGCUCCAAGUGGUGCGCAUGGGAGAAGCAUAGCGGAGAUACAGAAAGGAAGGUUGUACGAGUAAGGUGGUGUAUCGGUAAGACGGUUUAUGAUUACGAUCCUCGGUGCGUGGUCCAGUUAGGCAACAGAAGGUUGGGGUUGUGUGCAGAUCUCGACUUAAUUGUAGGGUGUGUUGAGAGUAGGCAUAUGCCGUACUAGCCGAUCAUACUGCACGAGGAAAUCUCUGUAAACAAGAAGUCUACGUGGAUGGGUGUUCCCUACCCGUGUCCGCGGAACAUAAUGAGGUCAGCGGCCCUGCAGUAGCGCGUAAUAGCGGCAUCU